UCUCAGUGGGUUUCAGGUCACGGACCACCUGUCUUGCACAAAGCAGCUUUUGCAGAGCAAUUGCAAGGGAGAAUCGGGAGGAGAACAAUAGAACACCUGAAGAACUCAGCUGCCUGUCAGCAGUGCAUGUGCUCAGAGAUAGCAAAUACAUGUGGAUAGAUGCCAUGAAACACCCUGUCUUGCUUGCUGGGUAAUAAAAUACAGCGGGCUCUGCCAUCUGUAUGAGGCUCCUUGAGUCCACGCAAGUGGGGACAGCAGAAUCCCUGCCAAGAAGCACAACCUGGAGCCUGCCACCAGAGCAUGGGGCUCAUCCAUGAUCCAUGAGGGUCUCUUCCAACCAAAAUGAUUCUAUGACUCUGCAGAGAUGGAGCUGCUGUGAAGCCCUGGACGGCCGAAGAUACCAGGCUGUGGUGGCUGAUCCUGCCCCAGGCAUGAGCAUCAUUCCUCUGGAUCUCCAGGGAAGUCAACGAGGAAAAAUCCUUGAGGCGCCAUUAACCAAAAUGAUAAAUGAGCCCAAAUUCUGGAUUAGAACUUAGUUUCUUCAGAAAUGUUUUUUUCACCUUCAUUUUGCCGCAGAUGCCGAACACCAUCUUAAGAGGGUCCUGAUGACAUCACAUCCUCUCCAAAGAGCAACGCAGCCUCCCAAGUCAAGAGAGAAAGAUCAUCUCUGCUCCACUGCACCGUCCCCAAGGACGGUCACCCGUAGAAGAUGGACAGGUCCCCUGCACUGCUUCUUCUGCUCGCCCUGAGGCUCUGCUGCCCCGGGAUGCAGGUCCAGGGGUACAAGAUGAUGGUCAAGUUUCGUGACAGCAGCAUCACGCACGUCCGGGUGGGACAGCGGCUGGAGCUGAAGUGUCAGACGGACAAGGGGGACAGUGGUGUGUUCUGGGUCCGUAUGGACAGAGCGGGGACUCUUCGUUUCAUCGUCUUCGUUUCGUCACUGGCCCGGACCACCUUCGAGGGGAAACAGAGGACCUCCACACGCUUUGAAGCGACCAGGGACAGCAGUUUCUACCGGCUGGUUGUGAAGUCGUUCACACUGCAGGACGAGGGGUACUAUUUCUGCCUGAUGAACAGCAACCAAGUGCUGUACUUCAGCCAUGGCCAGCCUGUCUUCCUCCUAGUCACCACCACACCAGCACCCACCACCCAGGGUAGCACCACCAAAGAGGAACCCAGCCCGGAGACCCCGGAUCCAGACACCAGCAAGGAGAAAGAGCCGGAUUUCUUCUGUGAUAUCUUCAUCUGGGUUCCCUUGGCAGGCGCCUGCGUCCUGCUCCUCCUCGCCCUGGCAGUCACCACCGUGCUGUGUCAACGAACCAGGAGCCGAAGAUGCAGAUGUAAAAGACCUGUGAACGGGAAGCCCCAUGUGAAACCCAGCGUUCCCAGGCGACACGUAUGAGCAUCUAUGGCUUCUGGAUCAUCUCCUGGGAGCUGUCACCGCGCACUACAACACACCGAGACACGUCCAACCUAUGCAGAGCGGCGCAGUCCAAGCCCCAGGUGCUCAGCGGGGGAGACACGAGGGUCCCACCAGACUCUGCCCCAUCGCCCCCAGCACCAACCUGCAGCUGCUUUUCACAGCCACACAAAGCAAACCUGCUCACCAAUCCGUCUCUAGGCAGACUUCAGCUUUAGCCCUGUCUUAAUAAGUUAUGGUUACCUAAACCAGUCUGAUCUUGGCCUAUGGGCAGGUCUAACCAUGCAGGUGAAAAGCUCAUCCUUUUCUCUCUCUCCUACAAGCAUCAAUUAUAUUUUUAUUAUUAUUAUUAGCUUGUCCCAGAGUCCUCUGUUGACUUAGUUGCAGCUAGACCUCUUGCCAACUGACUACCACUCUUCCUCAAGCAUCUUGACAAUGUUUUGCACUUCCACAACCUGCAAGAUGCAGAAAAUGUUUUCCAAGAGUUCGCUGAGUCCCAAAGAAUGGAUUUUUAGGCUACAGGAAUAAACAAACUUGUUUCUUGUAGGCAAAAAUACGUUGAUUGUAAUGGUUCCUAUUUUGAUUAAUAAAGAUGUCUUUGAGCCUAAGUAAAAUGAUUUAAAACUCA
Columba livia (rock pigeon) is the source of this 2048-nucleotide messenger RNA. RefSeq names its product CD8 subunit alpha (gene CD8A). Gene Ontology annotation, biological process: cytotoxic T cell differentiation; cell surface receptor signaling pathway; T cell mediated immunity. The record is from RefSeq and is a predicted model, not a curated record. The coding region runs from base 710 to 1402 and encodes 230 amino acids. NCBI's taxonomy places the organism in Eukaryota, Metazoa, Chordata, Aves, Columbiformes, Columbidae. The transcript has 7 exons. Gene Ontology annotation, cellular component: external side of plasma membrane.